This is a messenger RNA of Calliphora vicina (urban bluebottle blowfly), 2442 nucleotides long. RefSeq names its product KH domain-containing, RNA-binding, signal transduction-associated protein 2-like. Gene Ontology annotation, molecular function: mRNA binding. The record is from RefSeq and is a predicted model, not a curated record. Lineage: Eukaryota; Metazoa; Arthropoda; Insecta; Diptera; Calliphoridae. The coding region runs from base 98 to 1051 and encodes 317 amino acids. The transcript has 5 exons. Gene Ontology annotation, cellular component: nucleus. Gene Ontology annotation, biological process: regulation of alternative mRNA splicing, via spliceosome.
UUUCCUAGUCUUUGAUUUGCUAUAAGAAGAAAGGGUUAGAAAAGUUUGUGGAAUUGUGUAUAUAUAUCUGAAGAAAAAACAGAAAAGUUAUUAAAAUAUGUCUCAUGAAACUGAAAUUCAAGGAGGUGGAAUAGGUUAUCAACCCAAGAUAAAUGAUGUUGCCCAAAAUUUCUUGGAUGAUCUGCAGAAGGAACGCUCUCGUCUAACGGAAGAUUUUCCAUUGUGUGCUCUUUUAAUUGAUGAAGCUUUCGAUCGAGUUUAUUCUACUGGGCGUAUACCCGGCCGCGAAUUUUAUGCCGAUGUACUCAAGCAAAAGCCAAUGAAACUUACCCAAAAGGUGUUUGUGCCAGUAAAACAAUAUCCGAAAUUUAAUUUUACUGGAAAAAUUUUGGGACCCAAAGGAAAUUCCCUUAUUCGCCUGCAGGACGAAACACAAUGUAAGAUAACUAUCAAGGGCCGUAAUUCCAUGCGUGACAAGGUUAAGGAAGAAGAAUUGCGAAAAUCAGACGACCCACGUUUUAGUCAUUUAAAUAAGGAUUUAUUUGUGGAAAUAAGUACAGUAGCCACACCAGCCGAAUGCUAUGCUCGUAUUGCGUAUGUUUUGGCCGAAAUUCGCAAAUAUCUAAUACCCGACAAAAAUGAUGAAGUCUCACACGAACAGUUACGUGAAAUAAUGGACAUCGAUCCUGAGAUGGCUAAAGCUGGAUAUGGAGGUAAACCGGAAAUAUACAAAACUGUAUUUGACAAAACUGGAGGUUCAAAAGGAACACGGAAAUAUUUGGAAUUUUUGAAGCAUACUUCAAAUGCAGAGCGAGAGGAAUUGGAAGACGAAUAUGAGUAUGAACAUAUUUCACAUGCCCCACCACCAAAACGCCCUUCAAGUUCAAGUGAUUAUGAAUAUAUUAAAGUUCCAUCACAUUCGAAAGGAUACAAACGUGCUGUACCCAUGUAUACAGAAACCAGACGCGUACGUGAAGUCUCUUCAUCUAAACCGUAUGAUACAAAUAUAAAACCUUCUUAUAUGAAAGGAAUUUUAAAAAAAUAUAAAUAAAUCUAACAAAAAUAAAAAUUAAAUAAAUAAAAUAAAAAUAAAUAUAUAUAAAUGCAAUUAUAAAUAAAUACAAUGAUUUUUAUAAUAAUUUAAAAAAUAUAUACAUAUGAAUGAAAUAUUAACAAAAUAAAAUAUAGAUAUUUAAAUUACAAAUAUAAGAAAAUAUAACAUUAAAAAAAUAAAGUAAACCGAAUUUACUAUCUUAUUAAUCGAUGGUAAACACGGAAUAUAACAUAUAUACAUCGUACAGAUAAAAAUUCUGCUUAUAAUAAAUAUAUGAUAUACAUAUAAAUUGUUAAUUAAAAAAAAAUAAUUUAAAUUGGCACAAUAAAUUGAAAACUAUUCCGAAACGUUUUUUAAAAACUUAUGUAACAUAAAUUUAAUUUGAAUUCUUUGAAAAUAAUAAUAUUACCUCUGUCUUAAAAUAUGUUUAUGUAAUUUAACUUUAAUUCAAAUAGAAUAUGUUCAACUAUAGGUUAAAAUAGAGACGAAAUAAAAAAGUGGUGAUAUAAGCAAGAAACCACAACUCCGUUGAUUUUUUACCCAAAAUUUAAACAUAAAAAUUAAAGCAUAUAACUAAAAACAAUCAUAUCUGUCUGAAUUGUCUGUGUCGAAAAAAUUAUCCAAAAUCGGUACAUAAAUGUUCCAGAUAUAAACAAACCCCGGUUUUAGGGUAGGUGCAGCCAAUUUCAAUUUUUAAUCUGACAUUAUGUAUAAAAUCAGAUUUCAGUUAAAACACGUAAAUAUUUUUUUUAAAAACUGAGGUAGUAUCAUGUUCUAAAGUUAUAAAUAAGAAAUAAAAUUAAAUUUAUAUAAUUCUAUAGAAACCAGAACAUACAAUCGCUUAGAAUCAAUUUAUGACAAGCGUUUUGCAAGAGAUGGUAUAAAUAAUAAAUUUUUAAAGAAAAUAAAAUGUAUUAAUUAUGCGUAAAAUAUCCAAAUAUAUUUAUCAUAUAUACUUUUUUUAAUUACCCAAUAAGCACCAAAGCCCCAAAAAUUUUGUUGGAAUUGAACAUUUUGUUGGAAUUUGACUUGAAUGCAAAAUUGAAACAAAAAACAAGGCUUGAAUUUAUGUUUCCUUUUUACUGGAUAAUGAUAUUAAAAUAAAUUGUAAUUCCAGGCUUUAAUUACACUUGCUUUCAACUUGAAUUCCAGUUAAAAUGCUUAUUGGGUACGUAUAAUAAAAUAAAAAAAACACAAGAUUUAACAAAAGUUGUGGUGAACGUAAGGUAAGUAUUUUAAUGAAUACGAUUUUUAGUAUUAAGGUUCAUUUAUUUAUUCAUGUUUGCGUAUACAUAAUGUAUUUAUUUAUUUUAUAUAAUACAAAGAAAGCCUUCGGGGCUAAUAAUUUUCGUUUAAUAAAAGCAAUUAAAAAUACAAAUAAUUAAAAA